Sinocyclocheilus grahami is the source of this 1979-nucleotide messenger RNA. RefSeq names its product mitochondrial-processing peptidase subunit beta-like. The record is from RefSeq and is a predicted model, not a curated record. Gene Ontology annotation, cellular component: mitochondrion. Lineage: Eukaryota; Metazoa; Chordata; Actinopteri; Cypriniformes; Cyprinidae. Bases 490 to 1911 code for a protein of 473 amino acids. Gene Ontology annotation, molecular function: metalloendopeptidase activity; metal ion binding. The transcript is spliced from 13 exons.
CUUUAACUUACUCGGAGCUGCCAUGUGGUGGUCGUAUAAGUGAACUUAUCUUGUUUCAGUAUUAUUUACAUCCAAUAAUGACUGUUCACUAGGGUUUCUAAAUAUGUCUGGCAAAUAUUCCAUGUAUUUUUAAAUUAAAAUAUUAAGUAAUAAUUUUAGAUCAAUCAUGCCACACUGCAUGUUUGCAAAAACAUCGAAUAAAUGUCUCACAAAUACAAAUUUGGUGUAUGUGUUUUUCACUUUGACUCAGAGCUGGCGUCUGCUGGUCAUACAAGUGAGUUGAAUCAUGUAGUUUGACAUUUCGCCACAAGACGGCGUAAAAAUGAGAAGAUCAAGCGGUGGAUGUGCUGAAACCAAUUCUCCAUGUGACCCAAAUUAUCCACACAAAAAAGGGAAUAAUUAUUAGUCUGUGCCGGAAGCACGUUGCAUGACGUAAGCGUUCUUCUGUCCAAUCGGAACGCGUCUCCGUGACAGCGUCACCCAAACAGCAUGGCGGCGUCCGUACAGCGUUUCGGCGCAGCAGGGAGACACUUUAUAAAGAAUUUAUUGAACACAAGAACCUUUAACAGGACCAGAUCGACUCAGGCUGUCAGUCAGGUGGAUUUAAAUGUACCUGAGACGAAGGUCACGACCCUUGAUAACGGGCUCAGGGUGGCAUCUGAAGACUCUGGUCUGACCACAUGCACGGUUGGUCUGUGGAUUGAUGCUGGAAGCCGAUAUGAAAAUGAGCACAAUAAUGGUACAGCCCACUUCCUGGAGCACAUGGCAUUCAAGGGCACCAGGAAGAGGUCGCAGCUGGACCUGGAGCUGGAGAUCGAGAACAUGGGAGCUCACCUGAACGCGUACACCUCCAGAGAGCAGACGGUGUACUACGCUAAAGCUUUCUCCAAAGAUCUGCCCAGAGCGGUGGAAAUCCUGGCAGACAUCAUUCAGAACAGCACGCUGGGAGAGGCCGAGAUCGAGCGCGAGCGUGGCGUCAUUCUCCGAGAGAUGCAGGAAGUGGAGACCAACCUGCAGGAAGUGGUCUUCGAUUACCUGCACGCUACAGCCUAUCAGGAAACACCUCUCGGGAGAACCAUCCUGGGGCCUACGGAGAACAUCAAAACUAUAAAUCGAGGGGAUCUGGUGGAAUACAUCACAACACACUACAAGGGCCCGAGGAUUGUAUUAGCUGCAGCCGGAGGAGUGUCACAUAAUGAGCUCAUCGAUUUGGCUAAAUAUCAUUUUGGAAAGCUGCCGGCUAGAUACAGCGGAGAGACUUUACUGCCCUGCCAUUUCACCGGCAGUGAGAUCCGUGUGCGAGAUGAUAAGAUGCCUCUGGCUCAUAUAGCCAUCGCCAUGGAGGCUGUCGGCUGGUCGCAUCCAGACACUAUCCCGCUCAUGGUGGCCAACACGCUCAUCGGGAACUGGGAUCGCUCGCUCGGCGGCGGGAUGAACUUGUCCGGUAAGCUGGCCCAGAUGGCGUGUCAGGGGAACCUGUGCCACAGCUUCCAGUCCUUCAACACCUGCUACACCGACACGGGCCUGUGGGGGCUUUACAUGGUGUGCGAACCGGGAACCGUCAGCGACAUGAUGCGCUUCACGCAGCUGGAAUGGAUGUCUCUGUGUACGAGCGUGACUGAAAGCGAGGUGAACCGAGCCAAAAACCUGCUGAAGACAAACAUGCUGCUUCACCUGGACGGAUCCACUCCCAUCUGUGAGGACAUCGGCCGGCAGAUGCUGUGUUACAGCCGCAGGAUUCCUCUGCACGAGCUGGAGGCCAGAAUAGAUGCCAUAGACGCCACAACCAUCAAAGACGUGUGUAUGAAAUACAUCUAUAAUAAAGCUCCUGCUAUAGCAGCUGUUGGUCCGAUCGAGCAGCUCCCGGACUAUAACCGCAUCCGCAGCGGCAUGCAUUGGUUUCGGCCGUGAGGAAGUGAAGCAGUACAGCGUCUGCGCAUUAACAGUCACAAACAAGAGAAUUUAGGAUGUGCUUUUUU